UCGGAUUUUUCUGGCUCUAUCUCGAGAAUUAUCAACUUCUCUCUCUAAAGAUUUUCCCUCUCGACUCUAAUCGUAAUUUCUUCAGUUCUUCCAUCGACAGUUAUUCUCCCAUUGCUUGCUCUCCUUGACCCAUCUUCCCGAGUCUCACUCCUACACCCAGUUAGGCUCAAACAAUUGGCGCCCACCGUAGGGCCAAGUAGAGAAGCAAAAGAAAAACAACCAAUGGCUGAACACAAUCCCAACUUACCAGAUGAAGCGACACCCAUCAAAGCAAUGACCGACCCAAGGACGUUCGCAGAAACCAGCAACCUCAACGCGGUGCUUAUCGAAGAAGAAGAACCCGAGAUGACCGCCAGAGAAAUGAGGCAGCUAAUGGCGAAGCAGAACAACGUCAUAGCCGAUAUGCAAAAGCAAAUGAGCCAGGUCAUAGCGCUCAUGAUGAGCAAAGAGGCCGCAACAACAGUGGAGGCGGCAACAAGCGCACCACCAUCCGCACUGCCACCAGUUGAGGCGACAACAAGCGCGCCACAACUCGCGCCGAACGAAUUCCCUGCGUGUGAAGCGCAACAAGCUGAGCCGCCGGGUAGGGUAGACCUCAGUUUUCUGGAGCAACACUUGUCUCCGCAAUACCGACCCAACCCACCCAAGAGGGCGCUCCACCAGCCGCUAAGCGCGGAAAUCAUGGCGGAACACCUGAGCGGAAUGCCACCCGCCCUCCCAACAUACAACGGGACGACUGAUCCCGAAGACCAUGUGAGCACCUUCUGCCUGCGGAUGCAACUCCAAACCAACUCCAACGCGGCACUAUGCCGAACCUUCCCAUCAACAUUCUCCGGAAUAUGCCUUGAUUGGUAUAAUAGGCUCCCGAAUGGGAUCAUCCGCUCAUUUGAGGAGUUCAUACUCCUAUUCACGACGAAGUUCGCAUCCCAAAAGAGAAGGCCUCUCCACCUCAAGGAACUGAUAGACAUCAGGAAAAAGGAUGGGAAAAGCCUGCGAACAUUUUACGCUAGAUGGUCCAGGGUGGCGAUGGCAGUGCGCGACCUUACCCCCGAAACCGCCGCCCAUCACCUUAUGGAAGCCACCACCAACAUGGAACUCAAUUUGGCGAUAGCAAAAAGGCCUAUAACUCUAUCGACAGAGUUGGAGAUGAAGAUUGAGAAGGCAAUUACGCUGGAAGAAACCCUUGGAGUGGGAUCUGUUAGGCGCUUCGAGCCAGCCAAGUUGCCGCGAGAAGAACAGGGACGUCGGCAGCUCACGCUUCCGCAAGACCAAUUGGCGCAACUACACAGAGGGCAAAAGCGCCAUCCCCCUCCCCCACAAGAACAAGCUCAGCGAGGAAGAUCGCCAGACAGGCGCUCAUCCCACGCCUUCACACCGCUUAACGACUCCGUGAAGAACGUGUUCCACGUUCUCCGCGAAAAGGGCUACAAGCUCAAUUGGCCCGCGCCUUUGAAGUCCUUACCCCACAUGCGUGACCCAAAAAAGCAUUGCGACUUCCAUAGAGAAACGGGGCACUGGACGGAAGAUUGCCAAGAACUACGUUACGAAAUAGAAGGCCUCAUACGACGAGGAUUGCUGGCCGAGUUCACACACGAAAAAGAGGAACAAGUAGGGGGACCCCAAAACCCGCCACCACCCCCACAAGCCGACUACAACGAAGCCGCUGGAGCGUAUGUAGUACGAAAAGAAAUAGGGGUGGUGACAGUGAAAGGAGAUCGUCCGAAAAAGAAAACUAAGCGCGAACGAGCGAUCGAAUUCGCAGCGGCGGACGUACAAACAGGGGGCCAACUAAGCUUCAACGACAUCGAAUUACCGCAAGGAAUUCCGUCAGAAGACCCACUCAUCAUCACCGCUUUAGUGGCCGCCUGCAAAAUACACCGCCUACUGAUAGAUGGAGGUGCCGCGGCAGACAUCCUCUUCCAAAGCACUAUCGACAAAAUGGACAUCGACCCGCGCUUAAUCAAGCGCGCCCAAGGGAACUUGGUCGGCUUCUCUGGAACGAGGGUUCCAGUAAUUUGUGUGGUAACUCUUCCUGUUGUUAUCGGAGACCAAGAACCGCACGUCUCAAAGCAAGUCGAGUUCACAAUAGUCGACUGUAAAUCGUCCCACAACGGCAUCUAGGGCCGACCCUUCCUAGCAAAAUUCAUGGCCCUUCCAUCCACAUGCCACCAGAAUCUUAAGUUCCCCACUAAGAUGGGAACCGGAGAGGCGCGCGGGACGCCAUGGGGAGCCCCAAAGCUAGAAGGAGAGGCCCGACAAACCAACAUUGUCGACACAAGGCCAGAGGAACCCCGCCCGGAAUCGAUGGAUUCUGAUUUCGAGGUCGCGCUCAACCCAACCGAGCCGACUAGAAAAAUACGCAUCUCGACUCACGUCCGCGACGACGCGAUUGAGCCGUUGAUAGCGCUACUGAAGGAAUACAAGGAGCUAUUUUCC
Molecule: messenger RNA, 2436 nt
Organism: Linum trigynum
Lineage: Eukaryota; Viridiplantae; Streptophyta; Magnoliopsida; Malpighiales; Linaceae
Source: the annotation of a GenBank genome assembly